Molecule: messenger RNA, 2244 nt
Organism: Amaranthus tricolor (Joseph's coat)
Lineage: Eukaryota; Viridiplantae; Streptophyta; Magnoliopsida; Caryophyllales; Amaranthaceae
Product: dynamin-related protein 4C-like
Exons: 1
Coding region: 1-2022 (673 amino acids)
Cellular component (GO): microtubule; membrane; cytoplasm
Molecular function (GO): GTPase activity; GTP binding; microtubule binding
Source: RefSeq, a predicted model, not a curated record
AUGGGAGAUAUCAAUACACUGGCACUGAUCAACUGUGAUCCUUAUCAUCAACCUCUACAAACCAUUCACCCACCAUUAAUCUCCUCCUACAACCAUGAAAUACGCCCACUCCUCGACGCCAUUGACAAACUCCGUCACCUUAACGUUAUGAGUGAAGGCGUACAGCUUCCCACCAUUGUUGUAGUAGGUGAUCAAUCCUCUGGCAAAUCAAGUGUACUUGAAUCCCUUGCUGGUAUUAACCUUCCGAGAGGUCAAGGGAUUUGCACUCGCGUACCCUUAAUCAUGCGCCUUCAAAACCAUCCUACUCCUUCUCCAACACCCAUCCUUUCUCUUCAAUAUCUCGACACAACAUUAGAAACGGAUGAAACCCAUGUAGCACAAUCCAUUGAAUCUGCUACUAUGGAGAUUGCCGGGUCGGGUAAGGGAAUCUCACAUACCCCAUUAACUCUAAUAGUGAAAAAACAUGGAGUGCCUGAUCUUACCAUGGUUGAUCUUCCUGGUAUUACCCGGGUGCCCGUUCUUGGGCAGCCGGAUAAUAUAUAUGAACAAAUCCAGGAUAUAAUUAUGGAGUAUAUUACUCCUUCAGAGAGUAUCAUUCUGAAUGUGCUCUCUGCUACUGUUGAUUUUUCUACUUGUGAAUCGAUUCGGAUGUCCCAGAAGGUGGAUAAAACUGGGGAGAGGACUUUGGCUGUUGUUACUAAAGCUGAUAAGGCUCCUGAAGGGCUUUUAGAGAAGGUUACAGCUGAUGAUGUGAGGAUUGGUUUGGGUUAUGUUUGUGUUAGGAAUAGGAUUGGGGAUGAAACUUAUGAAGAAGCUAGAGCACAAGAAUCUGAUUUAUUUGCAUCAAAUCCUUUACUUUCUAAGAUUGAUAAGUCCAUUGUUGGUGUUUCUGUUCUUGCAGAGAAACUUACAAGGAUUCAGGCUGGUAGUAUAGCUAGAUGUUUACCUGGGAUUGUUAAUCAGAUAAAUGAUAAGCUGAGUUCUAGUAUGUCAGAGCUGAAUAAACUUCCUAAUCCCGUUUCUUCCGGUGCUGAAGCAAUUACAGCAUUUAUGACCAUUUUAGGGUCUUGUAAAGAGUCUCUUAAGAAGAUCUUAGUUAGGGGAGAGUAUGAUGAAUUCGCUGGUGACGAUGAAAUGCAUUGCACUGCUCGUUUGGCUGAGUUUCUCGAUGAAUUCUCGAGUGCUCUUAUGAGUAAAGAUAAGCCUGAUGAUGAGGGUAAAGUCGAGGAUUUCUUAAUGGAAGAAAUUCAGAUUCUUGAAGAAGCGAAAGGGAUUCGCCUUCCGAAUUUUGUCCCUAGAGCAGCGUUUUUGAAUAUAUUGCAUAAGAAGAUCAGUGAGAUAUCUGCAAUGCCAGAGGAUUUUGGGUGCAGGGUUUGGGAUUAUGUUGAGAAAAUUGUUCUGAUUGUUGUAAGACAACAUUGUGAGAGCUACCCUCAGCUCGAACUGUCCACUCGAAGGGCUGCUCAGAAUUUGAUCUCCAAAAUGAAAGAUCAAACAAUGAAGAGAGUUAAAGAGAUGAUUGAAAUGGAGAAAAUUGGUGAUUAUACUUGUAACCCUGAGUAUAUGCUUAUAUGGAACAAAUUAAUGGGUUAUCAGACCGAGUUCACUGAAACCGUGGGUAAUCUGUAUAGAAGCCAUAUGGAUAUUGAAGGUAUAGGAAGAGUUUCAGUGGUGCAUCUAAGAAAGUUUAGUGAGAUUUUACAACCCGCAUUCGAUAUGAAAAUGAGAAUAAUGUCUUAUUGGAAGAUCGUAUUACGACGAUUAGUCGAUUUCAUGGCACUUCAUUUACUUAGGAGCCUCCAUAAUCUGGUAGAUAGGGAUCUUGAAAAUGCGAUUAUUAGUGAGCGGAUUGGUGGUGGCAUUGAAAAAUUGCUCGAGGAAUCGCCGACUGUGGCUAGGAAAAGAGAGAGGCUAACUAAGAGUGUGGAGCUGCUUAAGGAGUCCAAGGAUGUGGUUGCUGCUAUAAUGGACAGGAUUGCUUUAGCAGCUAAUGGGUCAUGUAAUGAAAUUCCAAUAUCUUAAUCUACAUCAUGUUAUGUUAUUAGUAUUAGUUCAUCCCAAAUUCCCAAUCUAAGCUACUAGUUUGCUUAAGGGUCUUUUGUCUUGUCUUUCCUUUUGUGCUCAUGUAAUUUCUAAGGUUACCAUUUAGGUAACUAUUUGUAGAUCUUGUGGUAAUGUAUGUGAGUUAUGAAGCUUUUAUGAGUUGUAUUGAAAUCAUUCCUAAUAGAGUAUUUAAGUUAAGGA